Molecule: messenger RNA, 1044 nt
Organism: Phlebotomus papatasi
Lineage: Eukaryota; Metazoa; Arthropoda; Insecta; Diptera; Psychodidae
Exons: 4
Coding region: 85-804 (239 amino acids)
Source: RefSeq, a predicted model, not a curated record
AGUCACUGUGUCACCAUCGGCCAUUGGAGAAGUGAUUUUUUUUCACAGGGAAUAAAUUGUGGGUGUAAGAGAAAGUUUGCCAAAAUGGAUAUUUUCUUGACAGUCGGCAAAUACAUUAUGAUGCCUAUUAGAUUAAUUUUUUCACCGAGAUAUGUGAGAAUAGCUGCUCUUAUGAUUUCUAUUUAUCAAGUGAUUCUGUCCCAUGCAGUGCUAUUUUCAAUUGUCCUGGGCCUGCUUCAUGCAGAACGGGUGAACAAAGUCCUGGAGGAGGAUAUUGCUGAAGAGAAUGAAAUGGCUGAUAACACAGAAUUGCCAGACAAUGCCGAAACUGUCAAUCAGAUUCGCUUCAAGUCUGCCCAGGAAUUGUCCUCAAUAACUUGCCUGGGGAUGGUUGCCUUGACAACAAUGGCCGCCAUCUAUCUUCUGAGCUGCCUGGCUCUACUAAUUGGAACCCUCAAGAACCGUCCAAAAUUAAUGAUACCCUGGCUAGUUCUGGAUGGCAUCAGUGCCCUCAUCAUGAUACUCUUCAUGACAACAGUUGAUAUGAACAACUACGCCCAAAAGAUGGGAGGGAUUGCUAACUACAUGUUUACAUGUCUUGUAGUAGUCGCAGCCAAUACAUUUAUUUGGGUAAUGGUCCGUCUGAACUACAUGUUUGUUACGCGUGCCAAUAAGCUUGAGGAUCAACUUGUAGAGACUGCAACGGUUAAAUUGCCCUUCCAGGCAAAGAAGGAGAAUGUGUACUUGGGAACUGGUGGCUACAAACACCUCAUCUCUGAUUAUCUCACUGAGAAACCCAAUUAAUCUGACACUAUUAUCAAUAGUUACAAAAUAUUUCCCAUACAACAGAUAAUUCCCCCAAAUAUUUGUACCCCAGAAGCAUGACAAAAAAAAAUCUCACAAUGAACUAUUGGAAGAUCUUCCAAAAAUAAUUAAUAUUCUCCCCCUGUUUCUGUGUCCUCCAAAAAAAAGAAGAGCAAGCAGCCGAAAAUUGAUGUGAUUGAUGUGAUGGAUUAAAUAAAAUUUAAUUCGAAUUGAAACUUA